Molecule: messenger RNA, 738 nt
Organism: Toxoplasma gondii ME49
Lineage: Eukaryota; Apicomplexa; Conoidasida; Eucoccidiorida; Sarcocystidae
Exons: 3
Coding region: 1-738 (245 amino acids)
Source: RefSeq, a predicted model, not a curated record
AUGUGGGGCGGUUCUCAAAAGCCACGCGCUCCACCCCAACAGGGUCUGUCGUCCCGUGGUGUCAGCGUUUCUGUUUUUGAGCAGCGCAUGUACAAGAGGAAGCUGGAAGAUGCUCAGUUGGCAGAGCGCCGAGCGGAUGUACAUCAGAAUCGUGUCCAUCAGCAUUUAGCUGAUGCCGCAGAGAGAAGCUCCCGCCUCAUGGAGGCCGCCAUUGUGAAACGUCGAGCUCAGGAACUGAGGCAACAGCAGACAGAACACCUGGCACAAAGACGAAGAGCCCUCAAGGAACUUCUCGAGAAAGAACAACUGCUAUAUCAAGAAGAACUGAAGGCACUGGAGACCACAGCUGAUCAAAGAAAGGAACAGCUUAUGGAACGUGCUCGAGAACUGCGGCAGAAGAGAGAAAAGGAACGGGAAGAACUCGCUGAGAGCCUGCAGUACCGACGAUGGAGGGAAUCGGUAGACGAACUCAGGUCGUCGGAUGCCAAGCUUCACGCCCUGCAGGCAUUAGCUGCCAGGGACGAGCAGAUCUUCCAGAAGGCGCUCGACCGUGACAGGGAGGAACAGCGAGAAAGAAUUUUUGCCGCCUUGUGGCAAGAAGAAUACGAGAAGAAGCUCAAGAGAGAGGAAGCGGAGCAGGAGCGUGUCGUACAGCAGAGACAAGAGACAAGAAUUGCACUGGAGGAACAGGUCAGCGACAAUUCCUUCAGGCAGAGAAAGAUAAAGAUGCUCUUUUGA